CGUGUCACCGAUAGUAGGCGAUACAACAAUUAUUAUUUCCAGUCGCUGGUCGUAGAGAGCCAGAAGAGGUGUGUGUAGACUAUUGCUCGGACAAAAAUACUUUGAACGGUCGUGUCCAUCUCAGAGCCGGUACCCCGUAUGACGAAGUGCUUCUGCUGCUAAGAAAAUAAGAAGCCUCGUAGAGUGCUGCAAGGUGCGUCAGAGGUGGUGGAAAUGGCGUUACCAUUUCUGCCCGGCAACCAAUUCAACCCAAAGCUUGGGUCGGAGAGGUUCCACAAGUCCCACUGCUUUGACUACAACAACCAAGUGUCGGGCUAUGUCGGCUUCAACAAAUCCGGAAUAGGUGGAGACCGUUUACCUGGUGCAGCACCUCCUCCAGAAUUCAGCAAAUUCCCGACUGGCAAGGGCGGCUCGCAGCCGUCGUGGGUGGCCUUCGAUAGGCAAGUCCUCCGCUUCUACGCAUACUGCCAGGAGCCGGUGCAUGAGAAGAGAGAAGAACGGUCUCGCACCAGAAGGGUGCAGAUCUACUUCUUCCUGGAAGACGAUACCAUCCGAGUUGUGGAGCCAAAGCAGAAGAACAGUGCACUGCCUCAGGGUGACAUUAUACGCCGACACCGCAUUCCACGGCCGUCUCCAGCUGAUGGAACAUUCUACACCUUGGACGACUUCAAUGUUGGCCGAGAAUUAAGCCUCUAUGCCAAAUCAUUCAAGCUUGCGGCUUGCGAUCAGUUCACGCGUAACUUUCUGACGAAGAUCGGCAAGACGGUCCCCGAGGAUGACGGAGUGCCAACGGAUGAAUACACGGAACACAGAACGGCUAUGGCAGAGAGUAUGCAGCCGAUGCGCCCGUACGAGCGCUACGACACCCUGAAGCAGUUCCUGGACAAUGACCGCAAGGUACUGCGCUUCUACGGCAUCUGGGACGACACGAACAACAUGUUUGGUGAAGUACGUGAGAUGGUCCUGCACUAUCACCUUGCCGACGACACUGUAGAGCUGCUGGAAGUGUACAAGGCGAAUUGCCAGCGAGAUACCAUUCCCAUCUAUCUGCAUCGUGUCCAGCUACCAAAGGAACCUCACACGGUACCACAGCCGGGUCAGACGGUGAGCAGAACGAUCCUGAACGUCUUCGGUCCGAUGGGACAUGGCGGUCGACACAUUCUGGAUAACCUGAAGACUGGUGUAGAACCUGUCGAAUACUAUCACCAUUCGGAUCUGGCCAUCGGGCGUUCUGUCAAUGUGUUUGGACGCCGCCUGCUGCUAUGCGACGCUGAUGGCUUUACACGAAAGUUCUACGGUGCAGAGAGUGAAGAGUCCAUUGAUUAUCGCAUGGAGCGCUCGGAGGCACCACCGCGACCGCUACCACCACACAAUGACUACGGUACAUUGGAAGAUUCGCUGGCCAACUGCAAGAACCUGGUACCCAAGAAGCCGAAGGGCGACUUCGUCAAGUUCUACGAGAAGGACCGACAUGGAUUGGAUGGCCAUGUGCUUCGCUUCCUGGCUCGUCUGGAGACCAAGCUUCCCAUCGACAAGGAUCGACGGUUCGUGAUAUCGGUGUUCUUAUCCGAUGACACUGUGGCUGUGUUUGAGCCACCGCAGCGUAACUCCGGAGUAAUCGGCGGAAACUACUUGUCACGCGGUCGCGUGGAGAACCCCGACAAAGAGCCAGAUCCUAUCACCAGUCACCCACAAUUCUACUUACCAGAGGACUUUGCUGUGGGCCGUGUCAUUGUAAUGAACAAGCACAGCUUCAGCCUGCUCGAUGCAGAUGACUAUGUGUUCAAGUACAUGGAAGAGAAUGCACAUGAGUUCCAACAAUCUGAUAUUGGAUCAAUCGUUGCCACUAUCCGAGCAGAGGCGAUGGAAAGAGAAGAUGCAUUCCGGUCAUCGUUCGAGGAGGGCCUUCACUCCGGUGACAGCAAGAUGGAGUCAGCUGAGUUUACCGCCAUCUUGGCCAAUCUCGUCCCUCGCCUGAUCGGUCACGAGGUCAUGACGGUUGCACGUUAUUACAGUGAUCCAAAGGCAACUGGAGUAGCCGUGGAGACAGUGGCGGCAACCGCCCAAGAGCAGCUCAAGAAGGUGAACUUUGAGAGCUUCGCCAGACUGCUGGACAUCUUCCGCUAUGAAGACGAGGCGAGGUCUGGACACCUGCCACGGUCGGAUGUGCGUCGCCUGUGCAUGUCGUUCAAGGUGCCACUGACCAAGGAAGUACUCGGCACAUUGCUAGAUCGAUGUCCACGCAACGAACAAGACGAGCUGAACUACGAGGCACUGGUCGAUGCCAUCAACUGGAGACAGAAGCCACGGCCGGCUGGCAGCAACGAGGCAGCUACCACUCAACACGCACUGGCCAGCUUUGCGUACCCUGAACCAUCUGCGGGACAGUCGACUCCGUCCGCAGUGAGCUACGAUCGCUUCUUGAGGGAUCUCUUCGGAGGCUGAGCAAAAGUUUGAUGUGUGCCCUGCCAACGCCACCCGGGCCGUCUCCCCUGUGCGCAGUGCGGUUACCAGCGUACUACACAGGCCCAGACCUCCCAGCCGGGCCCCACGUCCCAGUCCGGGCCCCACGGCCCGGUCGACAUGUACAACUCCUCGUCCAUACCACCCUGGUCUACGGACCUGGGUGAGAUACCAUAGUUCCUGUGUUUGUAUCUGACAGUACUCGAAAAUAGUACUGUACAAGAGCAUGACUGUAUCAUUUUCAAGUUUAUUACAACAUGCGAAAUUAGUCAACUACCGUUUAUGACAAAAUUGAAAACAGCACAAAUUUCAUAGUGUAACGUAUGCACUUGUCUUGAACAUAAUCUAAAUCAGCUCAAUAGGAGCCAUUUUCCAAGGUCUACAUGAGUUCCGCUGUAUAUACCGUACAUUUCCAGAUCAAAGAAUAUGCUAUACAUAACCGUAAGUUGGUUGGA
This is a messenger RNA of Sycon ciliatum, 2918 nucleotides long. RefSeq names its product EF-hand domain-containing family member C2-like. Gene Ontology annotation, molecular function: alpha-tubulin binding. Bases 214 to 2445 code for a protein of 743 amino acids. Gene Ontology annotation, biological process: mitotic cytokinesis; cilium-dependent cell motility; regulation of neuron projection development. Lineage: Eukaryota; Metazoa; Porifera; Calcarea; Leucosolenida; Sycettidae. The transcript is spliced from 16 exons. The record is from RefSeq and is a predicted model, not a curated record. Gene Ontology annotation, cellular component: mitotic spindle; microtubule; axoneme.